UGUACUAAAACUGCGUGUUCAGUCAAAUGCAGAAAAAAUAAGUUACUCAUUCACUCGUUCGGCAUAAACACGUUGACGCUGCGGCUUGGGCUAUCCUAAAAGGCAGGCAAACACCUACGUGAAACAGCUCCUCUCUAAUAAGGUGUAGAGGUAAGGAGUUGUAGUUCACUCAGACAGAUGUCCUGAUUUUCCUCGAUUUCACGAAGAAUGCGGGUAAAUCACUGGAUUGCAAAGAGCGGACCAAGUAGCCCAGAACUAUCCUGAAGCUUACUUGACGACGAGCAAAAAGGCAAAAAAAAUUGUUUCAUGGGACUUUUGAAGUAGUGUGUCCCUGGAAGCAGGAGUUGCACUCACAAAAUCAACUACAUUUCCUUCAGAGUAUACACCCUUCUUCGCCCGGUACCUGCGUGGAGCAGUUGUCGGAAGAUGUUGUCUGGGUUGAGCGAGUGGUUCUGGCAGGAGAGGCUCUGGUUUCCAGAGGGGCUUGGAUGGUCAGACCUACAGGAUAAGGACGGACGCGUCUAUGCCAAAGCCGCAGACCUCUGGGUGACCCUGCCCGUGGCGCUCGGUUUUCUCAUUGGACGACAGGUCUUUGAGAGAAAGGUGGCUAUUCCACUGGCUACAGCAUUAGGAGUAAAAGAGAGAAUGCGUGUAAAAGCAACACACAACCCCAUACUGGAGUCCUAUUUCUGUACGACAACUAAAUACCCCACUCAGAAAGCUGUAGAGAGUUUAAGCAGAGAAACAAGUGUCUCUGAGAGACAGAUCCAUAGGUGGUUCAGGAGGCGGCGGAACCAGGAGCGACCCAGUCAGCUCAAGAAAUUCAGAGAAGCCAGUUGGAGAUUUACCUUUUACCUUCUUGCUUUCAUUGCUGGCCUAGCUGUACUAAUUGAUAAGCCAUGGUUCUACAAUUUGGAAGAGGUGUGGAGAGGUUUUCCCGUACUGACACUGCUCCCGUCUCAGUACUGGUACUACAUGAUUGAACUGGGUUUCUACAUCUCUCUACUCUUCAGUGUAGCAUCAGAUGUCAAACGUAAAGAUUUUAAGGAACAGAUUAUCCAUCACGUUGCCACCAUCCUGCUGAUCAGCUUCUCAUGGUGUGUGAACUACAUCAGAGCUGGGACCCUUAUCAUGUUGGUCCAUGAUGCGUCUGACUACUUACUCGAGUCUGCCAAGAUGUUUAACUACGCAGGCUGGAAGAAAACAUGUAACUACAUCUUCAUUCUGUUUGCUGUGGUCUUCAUCAUCACUCGACUGGUUAUCUUCCCUUUCUGGAUCAUACACUGUACGUGGAUAUACCCAGUGACUAUAUAUCCCCCGUUCUUUGGAUACUACUUCUUUAACGGGCUGCUAUUUUUGCUACAGUUUCUGCAUAUUUUCUGGGCCAUUCUGAUUCUGCGCAUGGCAGUCAAGUUUCUGCCCGGCAAUGACAUCGUGGAGGACGAGAGGAGCGAUCGAGAAGAAACCGACGAGUCGGAGGAACAGGACGAAGAGGAUGAGGAGGAGGAGGAAGAGAGAGCGGCUAAAAUGAAGAAUGGGGCAGUGCCGAAUGGGUGUGGCCCCCUCAACAACAACCACCACCGCAAACUGGAGUGAUGGGAGCACUGGGAAAGAGGUGUGUUGUGGAUGGGAACUGGACAUUGUUAUAUUAUACUUUACAUCACGUGAAAGACCAGUAAAACGACGGAAGGACUGAGGAUGUGUAUGGUGUUGGAAGGAGGUAUUCAUUCAGACAGUGACACACCUACACACUCACACUCUCAUGCACUCCAUUAGGUAUUAUUUUACAAAACAUUACCCUGCAUGACUCUGUUGGACUGGAACAUGUAAGAUCUAAUCUGCAAACAGACAAAACACACACUCACUCAGUCC
This is a messenger RNA of Chanos chanos (milkfish), 1872 nucleotides long. RefSeq names its product ceramide synthase 2a (gene cers2a). Gene Ontology annotation, molecular function: sphingosine N-acyltransferase activity; DNA binding. The coding region runs from base 427 to 1596 and encodes 389 amino acids. Lineage: Eukaryota; Metazoa; Chordata; Actinopteri; Gonorynchiformes; Chanidae. Gene Ontology annotation, cellular component: membrane. Gene Ontology annotation, biological process: ceramide biosynthetic process. The record is from RefSeq and is a predicted model, not a curated record. The transcript has 11 exons.